UUUUUGCCAGUCAUGCCAAUCCUAACCAAACCUCAGUAGUAUUUGCUGUCUCUGUCCCGAUAGAUACGUACUGAGAUCAAAUCAGCCACAACUCAUCCGCUAAGGGACCAAGAAAGCCACCCAGCAGUCAUAUCAUGAUUGAGAGUGACAGAGAGCUGUCGGCCAUGGUGCAGGAGCUAUGGGACAACGAUAUCAACAGACUGAAGCCCGGGAAAGACUACAGGAUCUCACUGCAGGGCAAAGCUGGAGAUGUGAUGGCACUCAACGAUGACAAUGACGGAGCAGGAUACCCUCUGUUCACAUACGUCGACGAGAACAUCUUCAAAAAGGAGACUUUUUUAGCCUUUAUCUCCCUACUGGAUAACUACGAGAGUGACACCGGCGAGCCAGAGAUUGUGACCCCCGAGGAGGAGGCAGAGAAUCACAAAUUCCUGGACUCCAUCAUUCAGACCCCCACAAUGAAAAUAGCUCAUAAGUACCUGGUAGAGAAGCACCUUUCCCCAGAGGACGAAACAGACUUCAAGGAGCAGCUGUACAGGAUCUGGUUUGAACUUUAUGCCAGGAGAGGAUCCAGCAGGCCGGACUCCUCGGGGUUCGAACACGUGUUUGUUGGGGAGACGAGGGGAGGGCGCACCGUCAUUGGCUUUCACAACUGGAUCCAGCUCUACUUACAAGAAAAGCUGGGACACAUUGAUUACAAAGGCUACAGCGUCAAUGCAAAUUCCCCCCAGCCCGAUGAGAACAAGCACAUCCUAGCGCUACAGUUCAGCUGGAAGAACGGUAUAAAGCCCAAAGGCAGCAUCUUCAUCGGCGUCAGUCCAGAGUUUGAGUUUGCCCUCUACACUCUCUGUUUCCUCACCUCACCCAACGAGCGCGUCAAAGUCCAGUUCAGUUUCUACGACGUGGAGAUUGUUUGCCACCAUUACAACCAGAAACAUAUAGGCACCACCUACCCUGUGCUUGUUAAGUACCAGAACCAUGAAUAACCUGCAUGAAAAAUCGAAUGGAAGUACAUCACUUCUUGAAAACACUCUUGAGCUUGCAUACAAAGUGUCACGGGUAUUGUUGUUGUCUUUUUAUUUUAGAUAAAGAUACAAUAAAACCUU
Molecule: messenger RNA, 1106 nt
Organism: Myripristis murdjan (pinecone soldierfish)
Lineage: Eukaryota; Metazoa; Chordata; Actinopteri; Holocentriformes; Holocentridae
Gene: endou2
Product: endonuclease, polyU-specific 2
Exons: 6
Coding region: 135-986 (283 amino acids)
Molecular function (GO): RNA endonuclease activity
Source: RefSeq, a predicted model, not a curated record